This is a messenger RNA of Xenopus laevis (African clawed frog), 1055 nucleotides long. Its product is annotated as CD5 antigen-like. Bases 16 to 951 code for a protein of 311 amino acids. The record is from RefSeq and is a predicted model, not a curated record. The transcript has 6 exons. NCBI's taxonomy places the organism in Eukaryota, Metazoa, Chordata, Amphibia, Anura, Pipidae.
UACUUGUGUCUACUCAUGACCUUAGCAGUAAAUCUGCUGACAGUGUUUACAUCAGUAUUUACAUCAGUACUCUAUAAAAGAAGCAGCCAUUUAUAUCAACAGUUUCACCAUGAUUAUCUCUUAUUUGCAAAUAUGAGAACUAUAGACUGUGUCGUUCUUGGCUUUCUUUUUGGACUUGCCAUUUCAGACUCACUAAACAUAAGGCUGGUGGAUGGAAACAGCAGUUGCAAAGGGAGACUGGAAGUAAAUCGCAAUGGAAUAUGGGGGACCGUGUGCAAUGACCAGUGGGAUAAAAAAGAUGCCAAGGUGGUGUGUAAACAGCUGCAAUGUGGACCCCCCAAAUUCUCCUAUGAAUGUCAGCCAUUUGGAGAAGGUUCUGGGCCAAUCUGGCUAGACGAGGUGAAAUGCACGGGGAAUGAAUUUUCUUUAUCCGAAUGCAAAUUUAAUGAGCCAGGAGUGCAUGACUGUGAGCACAGAGAGGAUGUGAGUGUACUCUGCAGAGAACAUUUUAAAAUACAGUUGGUAAAUGGCUCUAGCAGAUGUGCUGGAAGGCUAGAAGUUUUUUAUGAUGGAGAAUGGGGGAGCGUGUGUGAUGAUGACUGGGAUAGAAGUGACUCCCAAGUUGUAUGUCACCAGCUUGGAUGUGGAGGCCCUCAACUCAACAGAGGACCACGCUUUGGCCAGGCCUCUGGGCGCAUUUGGUUGGAUGAUGUUCAGUGCAAUGGAAAUGAAAAUUCUUUGGAGGAAUGUAAACACCGCACGUGGUCAUACAAUGACUGUACACACGAGGAGGACGUUAGCGUCCACUGCACAGGUAUUGCAGGUCCCAGGUUGAAAAAAUUACAAAAUGGUUUUGGAAGUCCGUUUAGGGGAUUAUCCCCCUUUCACAGUUCCAGAAAAAAUAAAAUCAAGAAAAGAACUAUAAACGGCAAAGAGGAUAGAAAAGUAUGAGGUUUUGGUUCACUGCUUAUCAUUAACAAAUGUACACGAUUAAUCUUUGAGUCACAAUUUACAAGACGUUGAUUAAAAAAACAAAGUUGCCUUAUGUUCACUUA